Phymastichus coffea is the source of this 812-nucleotide messenger RNA. RefSeq lists its product as uncharacterized. The coding region runs from base 19 to 780 and encodes 253 amino acids. The transcript has 4 exons. NCBI's taxonomy places the organism in Eukaryota, Metazoa, Arthropoda, Insecta, Hymenoptera, Eulophidae. The record is from RefSeq and is a predicted model, not a curated record.
GUCCGUCACUGCACAAUCAUGAAGCUAGUCGCAUUGUUAUUCGCGCUGUUCACGUGCGAAUGCUGCAGAGACAUAAAUCCAAGAAGAGCGAUUAUUUACAGCAGAGUGAAGAAAGAUGCGCAAUCCAUGGAAUCGGUUAUUUUGAGAAGACGGUUGACCAACGUCGACGAGUGCAGAGAUUUGGCUGAGAGCAAAUAUGCGCUGGCUUUUAAUUUCGCGAGACUACCGUCGAACAACAGCGACGAAAUAACCAAUUGCGUUCUCCUACACUGUCCAGAGACAAGCGGGUUCCGUCAGCUACUCAACGUCACGGGAAUCGAUUACUACAGCGCUUACUCGCGUCGCGCUUACAGCGGCAACCACACCUUGACAUGCGUUCGCAGUGUCGGCCUCUUUGCGAUCAACUUUCAGAAGCAAAAUUUCAGCAACGCGCGCAACGAGUGCCAGAAGAACAAAAGCUUCCUGGCUGACGUCGUCGGCGACGAGAGAACCACAGGACUCGGUAACCUCAUCGGUCAAUUCACAGUUUACGUCGGAUUGAGCAAUGAAGGCCAACGACGCAUCUGGAAAAAUGAAUUCGGUGAAGCACUGGCGUGCCAAGAUUACCGAGCUUGGGGUAUGGGGGAACCGUCGCACUCGCGCGGUUGCGUGGCUCUGUUUCGAUUGCAUCCAAAAGCUGAUCCUGUAUGGAAAGUUGUUUCUUGUGCAAUCGAGUUACCGUACAUUUGCGAGAUUCCCAGAUUGACCGAUACAAUGUAUCUCAAUAGAACUUUAAGUUGAUCUUACCAAAGUAACUGUAGAACGCAUAGUAU